AAGGGGGAGGCGCGUCCUUCCUUUCCUUGGAUCACUAUCAUCACUGCCGAGCACGUGAGCAGCACCGAUACAUGAAUGAGCAUUACAGUGGCACUCAGUUCCUUCCGCCUACCAUCUGUGAUUAGUAAGCACCGUCUCUCACUCUCCUUAAUUUUUUUUUAAUUUUUCUUUAGGAACUCAAGAUGAGCGACCCGGACGCUAUAAUGUUCCUGCGGCUCCGCUACGACGCCUUGUUGGCCACAAACAACAACAUGGAGAAGCUGGUCGACUGCCCCGACCUGGUGGUGUUCCGCACAGAGAACCACGAGCUGAGCACCAGGGUGCUGAGGGCGCCCAACCCGUACCGGCGGUACAUCGGCGCCGACAUGGCCGAACUGUUUCUGCAACAGGAGCUGGACAAGAUCUCCCUGCUGCGCAAGCCCCUGGACGGUCAGGAGUGGUGCCUGAGCUUCGCGCUGGGCGGCCUCCUCUUCCGCUACCACCUGGGGCUCAGCUUUGGAGACGACGCCCAGACAGGGCCGCAGGAGAUCUCCCUCUCCGAGGUGUGCGAGCGCUUCUCGGUGCGGCGCUUCGAGGACCUGCGCACGCUGUCGUUCUAUGCCAUGGAGCACACGAAGCACACCUGGGUCGCCUUCGACGACGACUGGUCCCUGACGCGCAAGGUGGACGAGCCCGGCGGGGACGUGGCCGGCGGCGACCAGCGACCGAGCGGCGGCCGGCAGCUGGACCUGGGCUUCGGCAUCUACGAGAUGUGCCCCUUCCCGCUGAGCUUCAUGCACGCGUGCGAGACGAGCGACCAGUGCAAGCAGACCGGCUGCUGCGCCAUGCACGCGUUUCCCGGGACGCGCCGGUGGCAGAGGCCCUGCUGCGUCGUCUCGCGACUCGUCACGCUGGCGCGCCUCACCGGCUCGUGCAUCAAGAGCAAGGCCACCCGGCCAGAGUCCGCGUGCCCUGCCAACUUAGUGGUAGACGAGUGCGGCGACCCGUGCAUCGGCAACGAGGACUGCAAGGAACCGGGACUCGCCUGUUGCCGCUUGAGCUGCGACGACGAACGAGGAUCCUUUUGCUACGCCGUGCACGACAACCGCUAGAGCAUCCGUCCUACAAACUAUUUAUUGCCCAGAGCCACCAGGUGCCACCUGCCCCCCUCCUCGCCCAUGUGCAGCGCUCAACCAUUAGUGCCAAAUAAACUUCUCGACCAACAA
Dermacentor andersoni is the source of this 1205-nucleotide messenger RNA. RefSeq lists its product as uncharacterized. The record is from RefSeq and is a predicted model, not a curated record. Lineage: Eukaryota; Metazoa; Arthropoda; Arachnida; Ixodida; Ixodidae.